CUCAUGGCAACUUGUGAAAACUAUACAAUUCUGCGUAAAUUAGGGACAGGAGGCUUCGCCGAUGUCUUUUUAGCCAGGAACGACAAUGAUCAAUCUAUCUGUGCUCUGAAAGUGAUAGUCAAAAAUUCAGGCUUUAAUGAAGAAUUUGAAGCAUAUAUACAAAAGGAGAUAGAUACAAUGAAAGAUUUACAUCAUAAUUAUAUCCUGAACUUGGUCGACUCCAAUAUGAAUGCUGUUUAUAAGCGCAACACAGGAGCUGCAUACGAUGUGUGAUUCAUGGCUCUUGAACUAGCCCAUGAGGGGGAUCUCUUUGAUUAUAUUUUACAGACAAAUCCCUUCUCAGAAGAACUUGUCAGGUAUUAUCUUCAUCAAAUGGUUGAGGCCUUUGAUUAUAUGAACCAGAAAGGAAUUACUCAUCGGGAUUUGAAACCUGAAAAUCUUUUAUUUGACUCUGAGUUCAAUAUCAAAGUCUCAGACUUUGGCUGGGCAUCAAGGCAGGCAAGGAAUACUUCCAACGCAGGUACAUUGAAUUAUAUGGCUCCAGAGAUAAAAAUGCAGGAGACAUAUUCUCCCUACCCUGCUGAUAUCUUCUCGCUAGGGAUUUUGCUAUUUACAAUGGUGGCUAAGCAUCCUCCAUUCUCAAUGCCAGACACACAAGAUAAGUACUAUAAGGUUUUGGUAUCCAACAGGAGUGACUUAUUUUGGAAAUAUCAUACUAAGAGAAAGCCAUCAGGUUUGGACUACUUUUCAGAAUCGUUCAGAGACUUGAUCACUCAGAUGUUGCAGUUAGACCCAGUGACUCGACCAAGUUUGGCUGAAAUAAAGAGUCAUGAAUGGUUCAAUCUACCGAUCCCCUCUAAACAGGAAGUCAAAGAAGAAUUCAAAAAGAGAAAGCAAAUUAUACAAGAAGAAAAGAUGAGGAAGGACCAGGAGCUCCCAGAAGUAGUAGUAGGACCUGAGAUUUACCAGAACUCUAUCGUCCAUAGAGGUUCUGAAGAAACCAAGGAGGAAGAGGCAGAGCUUGUUUUCAAACACUUAGACACAAUUUAAAUGUGAUGAUCUUUAUCAUACCACAAGAGAAUGUGAAAUAUAUCAUCCAAUGUUUAGUACAUUGUCUCAGUUCUUCUCUUCUUCUCCGGUGGAGGAAUUGUUCUUGGUUCUAUUAAGCUCCGUUGCAAAAUUAUCAACUGAAUACGAAAUUUCAGCUACGUGAUACAAGGUCGACUUCAAAGUUGUGAAGGAUGACAUCCCAGUGAACAUUUGUGCAAGCGUACUCCAGACUGACCAAGAAGGCAUUUCAUGUGUCCAUUUCCAGAAGUCAAUUCAAGGGGACAUUUUCUUGUUCAAUGAGACUUAUAAGCAGAUAAAGGACUUCUUUGGAGGGCAUUCCAAUGCAGAAGAGCCUAAAGGAAAAGAGGAAAUUUAAUAGCAGGGGUAUCACAAAUUGGCAGCAAGUGUAGAGAUUGUUAUAAUGCCAAAGACUAUCACACUACCAGAUUAGAGAUUUUAUUGAUAAAACUCAACCAAAUUUGCUUUC
Moneuplotes crassus is the source of this 1537-nucleotide messenger RNA. The record is from the annotation of a GenBank genome assembly. NCBI's taxonomy places the organism in Eukaryota, Ciliophora, Spirotrichea, Euplotida, Euplotidae.